Messenger RNA from Mustela erminea (ermine), 5521 nucleotides. RefSeq names its product ATP binding cassette subfamily F member 3 (gene ABCF3). Gene Ontology annotation, molecular function: ATP binding; ATP hydrolysis activity. The record is from RefSeq and is a predicted model, not a curated record. The coding region runs from base 92 to 2221 and encodes 709 amino acids. NCBI's taxonomy places the organism in Eukaryota, Metazoa, Chordata, Mammalia, Carnivora, Mustelidae. The transcript has 21 exons.
GGAAGAAGGGGUGAGCUUCUGGGAGACCGGCAGGAGGCGCGUCUUGGCUCUGGUCUAACGGCGCCUGCGCGGACGGGAGCCCGACUGGAACAUGGCGACUUGCGCUGAAAUCCUGCGGAGCGAGUUCCCCGAAAUUGACGGACAGGUCUUCGACUACGUGACGGGCGUCUUGCACAGCGGCAGCGCGGACUUCGAGUCUGUGGAUGACCUGGUGGAAGCGGUGGGGGAACUGUUGCAGGAGGUGUCCGGGGACAGCAAGGAUGACGCGGGCAUCAGGGCUGUGUGCCAGCGCAUGUACAACACUCUGCGCCUGGAUGAGCCACAGACCCAGGGAAACAGCCAGGUGCUACUAGACGCCCCCAUCCAGUUGUCAAAGAUAACAGAAAACUACGACUGUGGCACCAAACUUCCAGGACUGCUAAAGAGGGAACAGUCCUCGACUGUGAAUGCAAAGAAGCUAGAGAAGGCUGAGGCUCGACUGAAGGCAAAGCAGGAGAAGCGCUCAGAGAAGGACACACUCAAGACCAGCACUCCUCUAGUCUUGGAAGAGGCAUCAGCCAGCCAGGCAGGCAGCAGAAAGGAGAGUCGGUUGGAAUCAUCUGGCAAGAACAAAUCGUAUGAUGUGCGAAUUGAGAACUUUGAUGUAUCUUUUGGCGAUAGGGUACUGCUGGCUGGAGCAGAUGUGAACCUGGCAUGGGGCCGCCGCUAUGGGCUGGUGGGUCGAAAUGGGCUGGGGAAGACGACACUCCUGAAGAUGUUGGCCACUCGGAGCCUGCGAGUUCCAGCCCACAUUUCCCUGCUGCACGUGGAGCAGGAGGUUGCUGGAGACGACACCCCUGCCCUGCAGAGUGUGCUAGAAAGUGACACCGUGAGGGAGGACCUUCUGCAGAGGGAGCGGGAGCUCAGCGCCCAGAUUGCCACUGGCAGGGCAGAGGGCUCAGAAGCUGCACAGUUGGCGGAAGUAUAUGCCAAACUGGAGGAGAUUGAGGCUGACAAGGCACCUGCCAGGGCAUCAGUCAUUCUUGCUGGGCUUGGCUUUACCCCUAAAAUGCAACAGCAGCCCACCCGGGAGUUCUCAGGUGGCUGGAGGAUGAGACUGGCCCUGGCCCGGGCUCUGUUUGCUAGGCCAGAUCUUCUGCUGUUAGAUGAACCCACAAACAUGCUGGAUGUAAGGGCCAUCCUGUGGCUGGAGAAUUACCUGCAAACAUGGCCCUCUACAAUCCUGGUCGUCUCCCACGACCGCAACUUCCUGAAUGCCAUAGCCACAGACAUCAUCCACCUGCACAGCCAGCGACUAGAUGGAUACCGGGGAGACUUUGAGACCUUCAUCAAGAGCAAGCAGGAGCGGCUGCUUAACCAGCAGCGGGAGUAUGAGGCACAGCAGCAGUAUCGCCAGCAUAUCCAGGUUUUCAUUGACCGAUUUCGCUACAAUGCCAACAGAGCCUCUCAAGUGCAGAGUAAACUUAAAAUGCUGGAGAAGCUACCAGAGCUGAAACCUGUGGACAAGGAGUUGGAGGUGGUGAUGAAGUUCCCGGAUGGGUUUGAGAAGUUCUCACCGCCAAUUCUGCAACUAGAUGAGGUGGAUUUCUACUAUGAUCCUAAGCAUGUCAUCUUCAGCCGCCUCUCCGUCUCUGCUGAUCUCGAGUCCCGCAUUUGUGUGGUUGGGGAGAACGGGGCUGGGAAGUCUACCAUGCUGAAGCUGCUCAUGGGGGACCUGGCACCUGUUCGGGGCAUCAGACAUGCUCACAGGAAUCUGAAGAUUGGCUACUUCAGCCAGCACCAUGUGGAGCAGCUGGACCUGAAUGUCAGCGCAGUGGAACUGCUGGCCCGCAGGUUUCCCGGGCGGCCUGAGGAGGAGUAUCGUCACCAGCUCGGCCGGUAUGGCAUCUCUGGAGAACUGGCCGUGCGCCCUGUUGCCAGCUUGUCCGGAGGCCAGAAGAGCCGGGUAGCCUUUGCUCAGAUGACCAUGCCCUGCCCCAACUUCUACAUUCUGGAUGAGCCGACGAACCACCUGGAUAUGGAGACGAUUGAGGCUCUGGGCCGUGCUCUCAACAAUUUCAGGGGCGGCGUGAUUUUGGUGUCCCACGACGAGCGCUUCAUCCGGCUGGUGUGCCGGGAGUUGUGGGUGUGCGAAGGCGGUGGCGUCACCCGGGUCGAGGGGGGAUUUGACCAGUACCGCGCCCUUCUCCAGGAACAGUUCCGCCGUGAGGGCUUCCUCUAGGGCCACAGGCUGUGAGGACUGUGCCCGGGACAUGGACUGGACUCUCAGACCCCUGGGCCACCAUGUAGGCGACCAUCUCCAGGCCACGGACUUCCCCCAGCUUUGGGGACAGCCUUAUUUCCGAAUCUCCUUUUGACUGGAGCAUCCUCUGCACAACCCAGGGAGCCCCAUCUAAGUGUCUGUGAGGACUGGGCUUCAAGGGAAAGGGCAAGAGGUGCCCUCUGGUUAUAGAUCUGCCCUACUGCCCCAGCUCUGACUGGGCCCCAAGUGGCUGCUGUGUAAAUUAAAUCUGCCCCUGCAUCUCCCUGGCCUUGUGUGUGCUGCUCCCCGGCAGGGCUGCAGCGCUUCUCCGCUGGGGGCUGGGGUCUCCGGGCUCUGGGUUUGGGGUGUUUGUAACACUUGUAUCAGUCACGCAGAUGAAGCCCGUGGCAGACGAGUCUUGUCUUUGGAAGGAGACGUCAUUAAAGCCGCCAGGGCUCCGAGGUCGCCUGCCUGACAUCGGGUGGGCCGAGCUGGUGGAAUGAAGGAUAACGUGGUACAUCUCUGAGCUGCUGGUUGCCACAGCCCAGGCACAGCCUUAGCUGAAGGCAUGCUUUCUGCUGCCUCAGCCCCACACCUCAUGGGAAUGAACUGAUGCUGUAACCUGACAAAUCAUGGUUUGUCAGUUGCUUAGUCCAGUGGUCUCUGAUGUAGGCUCCCCCUGCUUCUCUGGUCUAGAACCUUAGAUGGGACUGAAGAGAAACCAAGAAACUGUCUUUGUCCCCAUUUUGCUUGGGUGGUUUCAUAUUCUUUAUUUUCCCUCAAACCAUGUAGAAGGGGCCUGGGAAGUAAGAGAAUUGAGAAUGGGGUCGAAUGGGAAGAAACAGCACUUUGUCUUUCAAUGAAGCGAUCUCAGAGAGAUGUUUAACAGAGGUUGUAUGACUUAUAAAUACUGUUUCUUGAGGAGUUAGCUGCUCUCUAUAAUUGUUGGAAGACACUAAAAUAGGAACUUUGCGUUCCCAAAAGAUAAUGGAGAAACCACAGUCCACAGAAGGAGCUGGCUGGCCUCUGUGGAGAAUUGACAGAGUUCGACCUAGGAGUCUAAGCCCCUGAGGCUGUUGUGGUGCGUAGGUAGUUGGGGUAAAGAACCUGUUUUGGAAGAAAGGAGAAUAAAGAUGGGAAGGUUCUGUUACCUAGGCAGAACAGGUGCUGAUGGCCAUAGGAACCUAGCCAAAGGGCCACUCAGCAGGCAGCAACCUCAGCCUCCAUCCUCUCAGACGUCUGGCCCUGUCUGUGGCCAGGCGCACCCUCAAAGUCCUGAGAGCCUUUUCCCAGCCCCCUCUAAAUUCCCAGGCUCAGGCCUGCAGGUGGGCCAGUCGGGGGACACCUGGGUAGGCUCCACGCCUGCCUGUUUGCCAGGCUCUCGGCCUUUUUACCCCUCAGUAACUUGUGAAUCCCUUUAGGAGUCCUCAACUCCCCAGUGAGUGAAAAUGCAGCUGAAGUGAAAAUGCUUUGGAGGUGGCUUUGUGUACAGAGAGCACAGGCCUUGGAGUUGGGCCUGAGAUCAAGUCCCAGCUGCCAGCAUUAGCUGGGUAACCACAGCAAAUCGCUGAACCUUUUUGAACACUUGCCUCCCUGGUCUCUUGAUAGGAUACUUGUGAAGAUUAGCUGCAACCAUAUAAUACACAAGUGCUCAAAGUGAUUCGUGGGUGACCAGUCUGUGAUUUGGAGACUAUGAGAAAAGAGGUAAAUUUUCUCUUGAGUGACUCCAGAGGUAGACUGGUUUGGGCUCGAAGGAAGGAAGACUUUUUAAAUAGCUCAGGCUGCUUUUGGAGAGUGAGUUUCCCGUCUCAGACUGCUCAGCCCUGCCAGGCCCUAGAGAAUGGCUCUUGGGUAGGAGGAACACAAUAUAGCCUCUGGGUUAGCUUCCAAUUUUAUGAUUCCAUGGAAGAAACAUGAAGAGUUUUUAUAAAUGACAGUACAAGCCUAUGUGACCAGACUUCGGAAAGGUGGGACAAAUGAACUGCAGCAGCUGAGAAAGAUCUCACAAUAAAUGUGUAAAGUGAACUUUUGGAAGUUAGGGGAGGGUGGCUGGCAAAAGAUGGUUGUCUUGAGGAUGGAAAAUGUGGACAAAGUCACCCGGCUCCAUCCCAGAGAGCAUGGGACAGGGAGGAGAGAGGAAGGCGACACAAAAGACUGCCCAUGAUCACUCCAGGUAGCCCAUCAUGGGAGCUAUGGAGACCCUAUCCCUAGCCAUGGGAAGCUGAUCUUUCACAGCUGCUGGAGAUGGAGCUGCCCUGCCUAUGUCAAGUUGUUAGACCAAUCCCGAGCUGCCAGGGUUGAGACUGCCUCAAUUUGCAGGGUCUUCAUUGAAAUCCUGGCCUCCCUGCCUCUGCUGGCCCUCCCACUCUCACUGAUGCCUUCUCAGACAAUCUGGCCAGUUCCUAGUGGCCCAGGGUGCCAUGGUUCUCUGUAUCUAUCUACAUGCCACUCAAAGAUGCCAGUCACAGAAUUAUUCAUUCCAGUGUGCCAUCACUGUCUUGAGAUUUGCCUGAUGCAGUCAUUCUGCUAAGCGCUCACUGGUUUCCAGGCCAACUUCAGUGCAGAAUAGGAGAGAAGGUGCAUUUUACCCUGUCUGGCCAUGCCCCAGUCUGAUCUGUCAUUUUGGAACAGAACACCCUACUAGGAGCUGCUCCCCGGGCCUGGUCUGGUCUCCCCACAGACACAAACCAGGUUACACCCCCCUGGCAUCAGAGCAUCCUGGCUCUGCUUGAGCCUGAGAUUGUAGACUGGAAGACAGCCUCCAGGAGGUACCAGGCAGCCCCACAGGAUAGAUCCGUAACCUGACUGCAGGGCUGUGAGGGAUUUUCAAACCUGGAGCAAUGGACUCCACUUCAACCCUGAGUUCCUUCAAGUGGGUUUCCCAGCACCAUGUGCUGCCCGAUGACAAGCUGCGUGCAGUUAUUAAUCAAGAUUGUAGUUCCCAGCUUGCCUGGAUUUCCUUGAAUGGCUUGCUCAUUUUUGCAUCUUCCAUAUAUCAUCUAAGCUCAAUUAAAAUGCUUGGUAAGUGAAUAUUUGGGGAAAACGGAUGUGAGAAAAAGUAGAGAACAGCAUUGGAGGAGGAGAGAGCUGAGGCAAGGAGACCAGCAGGGAGGGCAUGACCAAAGUCUGGCACUAAGGACAUGGGGUCAGGGUGAGGGAGGCAGAGGAGAGACCUGGGAGUGUGGUGAGCAGACUCAGCAGAGGUUUUGAGCACUGCCCAAAUGAGGGAGAGCUGCUGCUGCUGGGCCUGAGUCUUGAAAUAAGUGAAAGGAAAGCUUU